ACUGCCGCCUCCUUCUUCUGCCGCUCUUGGUGCUGCUUGUGUGCUCGUUCGGUGCGGACCUGGUACCUCUUUUGUGAAGCGGCAGCUGAGGAGACUCCGGCGCUCGCCAUGGCCGACGAGAAACCCAAGGAAGGAGUCAAGACUGAGAACAACGAUCACAUUAAUCUGAAGGUGGCGGGGCAGGAUGGUUCUGUGGUGCAGUUUAAGAUUAAGAGGCACACACCACUUAGUAAACUAAUGAAAGCCUAUUGUGAACGACAGGGUUUGUCAAUGAGGCAGAUCAGAUUCCGAUUUGACGGGCAGCCAAUCAAUGAAACAGAUACACCUGCACAGUUGGAAAUGGAGGAUGAAGAUACAAUUGAUGUGUUCCAGCAGCAGACAGGAGGUGUCUUCUAAAAGGAGCCUGCUACUUUCCUCCAGAACUCUGUUCCUACCGACCAAGAAUACAUUCUCAAUUAGAAAACCACAAUUUGGUUCCACCACAUC
Molecule: messenger RNA, 486 nt
Organism: Chrysochloris asiatica (Cape golden mole)
Lineage: Eukaryota; Metazoa; Chordata; Mammalia; Afrosoricida; Chrysochloridae
Gene: SUMO2
Product: small ubiquitin-like modifier 2
Exons: 4
Coding region: 109-396 (95 amino acids)
Biological process (GO): protein sumoylation
Cellular component (GO): nucleus
Molecular function (GO): protein tag activity; ubiquitin-like protein ligase binding
Source: RefSeq, a predicted model, not a curated record